ACAAGCAUCCUUCAAACCUACGUAUAAAAGGGAAUCCAUCAAAGAAACAAUGGAAUAGUGUUCUGAUGGGAUGAUAAUUUGGCCAACUUUCCCCCUCAUUGUUGACUCUGUCCGUCUCAGGCAAAGUGUGUCGUCGAGUCCAGCCUGUCUUGCUGUUAGAAACCCCAACAACUUCCCUCAAUAUAUGUAUAUUUAAAUAAUUUAGCUAGCUAGCAUGACUGUUUGUUAUGGUUGUUCUAAAGCUAGCAGAGCAUAACUAGCUUGGCUAACCAUGUACAAAUUCAAUGUCGUUAGCUACUAAACCAGUUUUGCAAACUUUUUUGUGUACAAUAAAUCUCUGUGAUCUGAAUUUUAUAAAAGUAAAUGAAAUCAUUUGAAUCAGCCAAAUUUCACGCUGUCUGUUUUAUUUAAACUCAUUUAGCAAGCUAGUAUAGCUCCAGCCAACAAGGGGUGUGCGCGGCCAUGUUGUUACGUCAGGAUUUUUGAGACCUCGCUGGCAUAACAAGUGCACUGAUUGGUUCCUCUGAUUCUGCCAUCCAAUUAAAACAUAUCUUACUGUUGUCUGUUUUUAGAUACGGGAGAUUGCAUUAACAACAAAUCCAAUUGAACAUGCGUUGAUAGGGGAGGUUGUGUGGUGAAAAAUACGAGCCCGAUAGCUAUAUCAUAUUCAAUAUGAGCAGGAUCGGGGGUCUAUUACGCCGGAGCUUUGGGGUGAUAAAAGAACAUGUGGGCACCGACCAUUUCGGAAAUAAAUACUACUGGCAGCCCGAGCAAAAAACUUGGACGGGGAGGAUUGUUCGGGCCAAGCGGAUGGUGGUGGCUGUUAACCCUACAGAGUUUGAGUACCUGGAAGGCAACAUACCCUCAGAGUGGGAUGCUUGGAUCCGAGGCAGACGGAAGCAGCCCCCCUCCAUUGAGGAGCUGGUGAAAAACCAGCACUACAGGGAGCACAUCAAAGGAAAGGCGAGGGAGGUGGAUGAGAGAGAGCUGGCUCUGCAGGCUAAGGAGUACGAGGAGGGCCUGGUGGCUCGGCCUGCUCAGACCAUAGCCAAGGGCCACGCCGCCGCCACUAGCUUCGGCCAGCCAGAGACCAGUGAGGAGCCUGUCAGUACAGCCAACACAUUCCAGCCUGGUUCCUGGAUACCCGCAGCCAAGAAAUAGCCACACACACACGCUCACUGGGUCAUGAUACCAGUACUGCGAUACUGGAUUUUCCAUGGUAAAAAAAUAAAAACAUGAAGCAAACUGAACUCCUGCAGUUGUGUGAUUAUAGUUUGGAAAAUAAACAAUUACUCUGGGUAACAACAGAAGGCUGUGUGUUUACAAGAUUAGAACUGUUUUUCUGCUUCAUGUUUUGUUCCCUUGCCAUGGUACUUCUGAGUAUCGCGAUACUGGUACCUAACACACAAUGACACGAUGCU
Molecule: messenger RNA, 1421 nt
Organism: Oncorhynchus mykiss (rainbow trout)
Lineage: Eukaryota; Metazoa; Chordata; Actinopteri; Salmoniformes; Salmonidae
Gene: ndufaf2
Product: NADH:ubiquinone oxidoreductase complex assembly factor 2
Biological process (GO): mitochondrial respiratory chain complex I assembly
Cellular component (GO): membrane; mitochondrion; respiratory chain complex I
Source: RefSeq, a predicted model, not a curated record